Molecule: messenger RNA, 537 nt
Organism: Ruditapes philippinarum (Manila clam)
Lineage: Eukaryota; Metazoa; Mollusca; Bivalvia; Venerida; Veneridae
Product: mechanosensory protein 2-like
Cellular component (GO): plasma membrane
Source: RefSeq, a predicted model, not a curated record
GUGGUUCAGGAAUACGAGCGUGCAGUUAUUUUCCGCCUGGGUAGACUACUGUCUGGGGGUGCAAAAGGUCCUGGACUGUUUUUCAUCGUACCAUGCAUUGAUUCAUAUACAAAGGUAGAUUUGAGGACUGUAUCAUUUGAUGUCCCACCACAAGAGGUACUCACCAAGGAUUCUGUGACAGUUGCCGUUGAUGCAGUGGUAUAUUACAGAGUUCACAAUGCUACAACGUCCAUCACUAAUGUUGAAGAUGCUAAUCGUUCAACACGGUUACUAGCGGCAACAACACUACGUAAUGUGCUCGGAACUAAAAAUCUCAGUGAGAUCCUUGCUGACAGAGAGGCCAUCAGUCACCAGAUGCAGACGUCCCUAGAUGAAGCUACAGAUCCCUGGGGUGUUAAAGUUGAACGUGUUGAAGUUAAGGAUGUAAGACUACCAGUUCAGUUACAGAGAGCAAUGGCUGCUGAGGCAGAAGCUGCACGUGAAGCUCGAGCCAAGGUGAUAGCAGCAGAGGGUGAACAAAAGCAUCGAGAGCAUUAA